AUGGACCCACAGCUCCAGUGUCUCUAUCGCCGUACCUUCAUUACGGUUGAGGAGCCCAAUGAGCUGAUCGCUGUCAAGCGUGCCAAAAGCUUGCCCCCAGAGAGGAGGGCUAUAUCUGAUGAGGCAACAGAAGCUCAGGUCAAAGAGUCGGAAUUGGCGGACUACGUCGCCCGGCUUGCUGGAAAUGCUGCUCAUUUUUUCGGACAGAGGAGCAACAGGCAGCAAGUUGCAGAAGUCCACUCUGAGACCAAAGCUGAUGCCACUGAUUCAGAUUCACUUGAUCCCACUGCCCAUACUGCCCCUAUUGCCCAUGCUGCACAAGAACUUGCUAGUAGAGGAAGUCUGGGACACCCAGAUGUGUGCCGGCGUCCCUGCGUCUAUUUCAAGUCUGGCAGCUGUGAACACGGCAGUUCAUGUGGCUUUUGCCACAUGGAACACACCCUACGGCUCCCAAAACUAGACAAGAAGCAGCGUGAGCUCAUCAAAAGCCUCAACAAGACCGAAGUGCUUUUGAUCAUGCUGCGCUAUCUCCGAUGGGUCGCUGUAAAGCAGGGCUUUGAGCUCCAAGCUACAGAGAUUCUCAAGCUUGUUGAGCACGAAGUUCUUGUGGGUCAAGAUCAGGCAGAAGCCAACAGGGCCAACAUUCCGGAAAAGAUGUUCAGUCGGCUCCACAAAACCUUGAUCCGAAUGCACUUCGCAGGCAUUGUCGGUUUGGCAUCAAAAGAACAAAUUGGAAGCAAACUGAGACAGGACCUCGCUGAUGCAUUGGAGAGGUUGUUCUUAUCCACAGCCAUUGAUCAUUUGAUCAAAGAUGCCUCGGGUGGGGGCACAACCUCUGAAAGAGAGCCCGGCCCUGUGCCAUGUGAAGACAUGCUCAGGGAAGAUGGGCAAACCAUUUCUUUGCAUUCCUUCAUUUUGGUUCCAAUGCCGCCCAGGUUGGCACUGGGCGGCAUUGGAAACAAAAUGAAGGAACACAAAGCUGCUGAAACUGAAGAAUUUGAAGAGUAUCGGCGGCGCUGUCACUUGGAGACCGAGCAUCAGGAACUGCAACAAGAGAUGCUGGGUUUGUGUGAAGAACUUGCGAGUGCGAAUCGCUUGGCAGAGACAGCCUGCGAGGAGCAACUCCGGAGGAGCCACAAAGCCCUUCGGAGCUUGGAAGCAACUGUGGAAUCCUCAACAUCGAAUCCAAGGCCGAGUCUGCCAAGAGAGCCAUUUCAAGGUGAAGAGUUUGUGUCAACACCAACUUUUGGGAAUCGCAAGUCCAGAUGA
Cladocopium goreaui is the source of this 1269-nucleotide messenger RNA. The record is from the annotation of a GenBank genome assembly. Lineage: Eukaryota; Dinophyceae; Suessiales; Symbiodiniaceae.